AUGUCCACCCCUUCCAAGUCCAACAACGAUGCGUCGUCCCCGCAGCCGACCGGUGAUCCAACGCCCACCUAUGCGUCUUUCUCGCCCGCCAACCUAGGCCAGACGACACCACAAACAAAACUGCGAUCGGCCAUACUUGUACACCAGAAAUCCCCGCUACUCGCUGCCACUCCACCGCAGAUUACUCGCGUGCUCGCAUAUUCGCACCCCUUCAUACUACCUCUGAACAAGUUUGCUGGGCUGGUAACAUGGACAACCGGAGAUUCAUGGGAGAGCUUUCUCCUAGUCGCAAGCUUUUGGGCGGUCGUCAUGUACGGUGAUGCCGUGACGAGAUAUGCAGGGCCUAUCAUAGUAGUAUCUGGCCUGAUACUGGGCAUGUACACCCGAAGAUACUCCCCACUGUCAUCGACGGGGUGGACAGGGGAGAAGGGACAGAAGGCGCACAAGCGGGUCGAGUCAGACACCAACAUCAAGCACCACAAGAGCCUGGAAGAGAUUGUGGAUAGUCUAAAGCUCUUCACUUCACGCUGCAACAUCCUACUGGAUCCCUUUUUGCGCCUUACAGACUUCCUCUCUACACAGAGGACUGCGACCUCGGCUACUACACGGCCAGCACUCACCGUACUAUUCAUUCGAAUUCUUUUCGUAUUGCCGCUGUGGAUAGCACUCACUUUACCGCCAUUCUAUAUCCUGACUACGAAGCGAGUCGUACUGGCGGUAGGCACAGUAAUACUAAGUUGGCAUUCACGACCUGCUCGUGUAACCCGCACCCUACUGUGGAGAUCGAGGACAGUACGACGUACCUGCGCCUUCAUCACUGGGUUGGACUUUGGCGAGAUUGUAUCGGUAGACAGGAAGGGUGCGCCUCCUCUGCCACCUCGAAAGAAGAGCACGCAGGAGGUCGCGGCUUCACUGGCGGCUAAGCGUCGGCCCGAGUCUACAGGGGUACGCUUCACGUUUUCCAUCUAUGAGAACCAGCGAAGGUGGCUAGGCAUUGGAUGGACAUCCUCUAUGCUUGCUUACGAGCGAGCGUCCUGGACGGAUGAGCACUUGAACCCUGUUCCACCAAAAGACCAGUUCGAAUUGCCUGAAGUUGAAGGGGGUCAGUCAAGAUGGCGGUGGGUGCAAGGCAGUGAGUGGAAGGUCGAAGGUGGAGAGAAAGAUAGUAAGACUGAGAAAGGGGCCUCCAAGGAGGAGUCGGCGUGGAUAUAUUACGACAACAAGUGGAGAGACGGACGAAGAGGCCAAGAUGGCUGGGGACGUUACACGCGGCGCCGGAAAUGGUAUCGCGAUGCUGAGCUCGUGGAAUCCACCUCAUCCACGGAUACCACUCCCAUGCCCACUCCUAAACCCGGGCCAAUCGACACUUCCGGAGACCUUGACCCUAACCAUCUCACAAAGCUUUCCUCCAGUCUCAGUGUAGCAUCUAGCACCGAUCCUACGCUAGUAGAAGGUGACGGAGGCGAGUAUGCCGCGUCGAUAGCGUCUGAUACAGAUGCAGCGAGCACGAAGAGCAAAAGGAGCUGGUUCAAAAAGAGGCGAAGCAAGAGCACAAGCGGUAGUGUCAGCGGUGUUACAGUCGUCAGCGACACGGGUACAACCGGUACACGUAGAAGUGAUGAGGAUGAUGUGCAAAGUCCUCUUGACCGCAUGGCCAGGGAUGAGGAGUGGAGACUUGGGGAUGACAUUCGUCAACAUCUUGAUAUUUGA
Molecule: messenger RNA, 1710 nt
Organism: Alternaria atra
Lineage: Eukaryota; Fungi; Ascomycota; Dothideomycetes; Pleosporales; Pleosporaceae
Exons: 2
Coding region: 1-1710 (569 amino acids)
Biological process (GO): peroxisome organization
Cellular component (GO): peroxisomal membrane
Source: RefSeq, a predicted model, not a curated record